UAGCCUGAUUAUGAAUCUGUGUCCUAUUAUUUUUCAUUUAAAAUUGGCGCCAUUUUUUCGAAUUACAAAUUACAAUUCUAAACUACUAUUAUAUACGAAUAUUACGAAUGUGAAAGUAUUAUUGCUGCUCAAAAUGCGAAUAAACAUUGUAAAUCCUGAUUUAAAUAAACUAGGUUAUAUCACAGCUAUCGCAAAUAUUAGCGACAAACAUGAUCGUUCGGCGCCAUCAGAUUUCCACUGGAAAAUACUUAAAUGCAGAAUGAUAAUUUUUUCAAGUUCGUCAAUCCUAGCUUGUCCCGACAAGAAGGACGUGAAACAAGUUCACAUAAUUUUUAACAAAACUGGUGAUGAUUACGAUAGAUUAAAUUCUCUUUUCGUUAAAUUUUCAUUAAUGCAAGAUGGUGGAAUAAAGGAAGUUACUCCUGAAAUAUAUCAAAAAUGUUUCCAUUACACCAUGACAGCUAGGAUCGCCCCUGCGUGGAAUACAAUGGAAGAAAUUUAUUUAAUAAAUAAUAGAGACUUCCUUACUACAAAGGGGCCUCAAGAAGGAAUCAAAUACAAUAUUUCAGUUAAUCAAAACUUUACUAUUCUUGAAAUUAAUGCUGUAAAAAUAAAUUUGAUGAUAUCUGAAGACGAAUUUUCUCCUGGUGAAUGGAUAAGAGUUCUGCCAAGUUUAAAUAAGGCCAUGGUGGAAGACAGCUGUAAAGAUUUUUCUCAAGUUCCAGUUUCAAAAUUCAAAUCUUACAAGGAUAUACGUCGACACUGGAAAAAUAUUCAUGGCUAUCGUUUGCCUGAAGAAGAAAGUUCCUAUUACUCGAUUCAGUUCUGGCGUGGAGAACCAUUACUUUACCCAAAGCUAUGCGUUAUUAGAAAUUUUCCAAUUGUGACUCCUACCCCAAAACCAUUAGAGAGAAUUAUAAUAUCAAGGUUUUUGAAUUGCCUAAACAGCAAGAUAUCUAAUAUUUUGGGCACUCCACUUACUAUUCAGAUACAAGAAAUGCAGCAGCUUGAUAAUAAUUCUAUGAUACCAAACGAUACCCUGUCUGAAACUCAAGCCGUCAGUCUUUGCACCCCAACUCAGUGUUCUCGAAUAUCUAAAUAAAUUUAAUAACAUAGACAGACAUAUCGCACCUUACGGUGCAAUAUCGUCACUUAUGCAAUUUUUGUCAAAACUUAACUGAUUAUGAAAGAAUACUCCAAA
Molecule: messenger RNA, 1201 nt
Organism: Spodoptera litura
Lineage: Eukaryota; Metazoa; Arthropoda; Insecta; Lepidoptera; Noctuidae
Source: RefSeq, a predicted model, not a curated record